GGGCAGCGCGGCGGGCUGGUCCCGGGCGCGCCGAGCCGAGUCCUCCCUUCCCUUCCUCCUCUUCCUCUCGGCUGUGGAAGGGGCCGGGGCCGGGGCCGGGCCCGGCCGGCGAGGAGCACCCCAUCAGGGCCGGCCGCUGUCUCGACGGUGGGGCCCGGCGGGGCCAUCCCUGCAGAGCCCCCGACCCGCCCGGUGCUGUGCGCUCCCACGCGCCGGGCAGCCGCCAGGCCUGAGGGGCGGCCCCGGGCGCGCCGUGUCCGGGUGUCCCCGUCCGGCCCUGGGGCUGCUGUUAACUGCGCUGCUCCGCGUGAUACCUUCUACUUUAUUGUAAAAAAAAAAAAACAACCACAACCUUUCCAAUAACAAAAGACCUACAUUGAUCAAAAAUUAAUAUCCGAGACUUAAUUAAUACGCAGUAGCUGUAUUGAACAGUAUUCACAACUGUUACCUGCGUAUUCUCAGAAACGCAUGAAGUUAGAUCAAAAUAAAUAGACUUUUCCUUUGCAUUAGUCAAUGAAACAUUUUCUUCCUCCAUCCAGAUUAGUUCUUUUGGAGAUUAAACGCUUGGAGAGCAAAAUGACGUCGAUUAUCAAGUUGACUACGCUUUCAGGGGUGCAGGAGGAAUCUGCCCUUUGCUAUCUCUUGCAAGUAGAUGAAUUUCGUUUUCUUUUGGACUGUGGCUGGGAUGAAAACUUUUCUAUGGAUAUUAUUGAUUCCCUGAGGAAACAUGUACACCAGGUUGAUGCUGUUCUUCUUUCUCACCCUGACCCUCUACACCUUGGUGCUCUUCCAUAUGCAGUUGGAAAAAUGGGGUUGAAUUGUGCCAUUUAUGCAACUAUUCCUGUGUAUAAAAUGGGACAGAUGUUUAUGUAUGAUCUCUACCAGUCCCGCCAUAAUACUGAAGAUUUCACACUCUUUACAUUGGAUGAUGUAGAUGCAGCCUUUGAUAAGAUACAACAGCUGAAGUUUUCUCAGAUUGUGAACUUAAAAGGCAAAGGACACGGUUUGUCAAUCACACCAUUGCCAGCUGGCCACAUGAUAGGAGGCACAAUUUGGAAGAUUGUCAAGGAUGGAGAGGAAGAAAUUGUUUAUGCAGUUGAUUUCAACCACAAGAGGGAGAUCCAUCUGAAUGGAUGUUCCUUGGAAAUGUUGAGCAGGCCUUCAUUGCUUAUUACAGACUCAUUUAAUGCUACUUAUGUACAACCCAGGAGGAAGCAAAGGGAUGAACAGCUACUGACUAAUGUUUUGGAGACAUUACGAGGUGAUGGAAACGUAUUAAUAGCCGUGGAUACAGCAGGCAGAGUUCUGGAACUUGCUCAACUUCUUGAUCAGAUCUGGAGAACGAAAGACGCAGGAUUAGGAGUCUACUCUCUAGCACUUUUGAAUAACGUCAGCUACAAUGUAGUGGAGUUCUCUAAAUCACAGGUUGAAUGGAUGAGUGACAAGUUGAUGAGGUGCUUUGAAGACAAGAGAAACAAUCCUUUUCAGUUCCGCCAUCUCUCCUUAUGUCACAGUCUGUCUGAUCUGGCUCGAGUGUCUAGUCCAAAAGUUGUUCUUGCCAGUCAGCCUGACUUAGAGUGUGGUUUUUCUAGAGAUCUUUUCAUUCAGUGGUGCCAGGAUUCUAAAAACUCUAUAAUUUUAACUUAUCGCACUACGCCUGGAACAUUAGCACGAUUCCUGAUUGAUAAUCCUUCUGAAAAAGUUAUAGAUAUUGAGUUGAGAAAACGUGUCAAGUUGGAAGGAAAAGAACUUGAAGAAUACCUAGAAAAGGAGAAACUAAAGAAAGAAGCAGCUAAGAAGCUAGAGCAGUCUAAAGAGGCAGAUAUUGAUUCUAGUGAUGAGAGCGAUGCUGAAGAGGAUAUUGAUCAGCCAACCGUACAUAAGACCAAACAUGAUUUGAUGAUGAAAGGUGAAGGUAGUCGGAAAGGAAGCUUCUUCAAACAGGCAAAGAAAUCUUAUCCAAUGUUUCCAGCCCCUGAAGAAAGAAUUAAAUGGGAUGAAUAUGGCGAGAUUAUCAAACCUGAGGAUUUUCUAGUUCCAGAACUUCAAGCAACAGAAGAAGAAAAAAGCAAAUUAGAAUCUGGUUUGACAAAUGGAGAAGAGCCUAUGGACCAGGAUUUAUCAGAUGUUCCUACCAAAUGUAUUUCUGCAUCAGAAUCCAUGGAAAUUAAAGCCAGGGUUACGUACAUUGACUAUGAAGGACGCUCAGAUGGGGACUCAAUUAAAAAAAUAAUUAACCAAAUGAAACCAAGACAACUGAUCAUUGUCCAUGGACCACCUGAGGCCAGUCAGGACCUUGCAGAAUGUUGCAGAGCUUUUGGUGGAAAAGAUAUUAAAGUUUACGUGCCGAAACUGCAUGAAACUGUAGAUGCAACCAGCGAAACUCACAUUUACCAGGUCAGGUUAAAAGAUUCUCUUGUCAGCUCCCUUCAGUUCUGUAAAGCCAAGGAUGCUGAGUUGGCUUGGAUAGAUGGUGUUCUGGACAUGCGAGUUUCCAAAGUGGAUACUGGAGUUAUUUUGGAAGAGGGAGAGCUGAGGGAAGAUGAAGACUUAGAAAUGCAAGUGGAUAUGCCUUCUUCAGACUCUAGUGUCAUUGCACAACAGAAGGCCAUGAAAAGCCUCUUUGGUGAUGAUGACAAGGAGAUGUGUGAGGAGACCGAGAUCAUUCCUACUCUGGAACCUCUGCCGCCUCAUGAGGUUCUUGGACAUCAGUCUGUGUUUAUGAAUGAGCCGAGACUGUCUGACUUCAAGCAAGUUCUCCUGCGAGAAGGUAUACAGGCUGAAUUUGUAGGAGGAGUGCUUGUGUGCAACAACCUGGUGGCUGUUCGCAGGACUGAAACAGGGCGCAUUGGAUUGGAAGGCUGCCUCUGUCAAGACUUCUAUAGGAUAAGAGACCUUUUGUAUGAGCAAUACGCUAUUGUCUAAGGGAAGUGCUGCAAAGAUGUUUUUACUUGAACUUUUAAAAAGACUAUGGAGACUUCUCCCAAUUUUGACUUUUUGUAGUUUUCUAAUUUAUACAGGGGAAACCUAAUGCAUAAAGAAUAAUUAACUACCCUGAACAUGUAAAUAACUGCUGCUGUUGUUCUUCAUAAAUCUGUUGGUACAUUCCAUGUAGUUGACUUUCAAACUGUUACGACUUGCUGUCUCCCACAUAACAUUAUAAAUCAGUUUAUGACUACGAACCCUUCUCAGGAAAGGUUAAAUUUGUCAGGACAUGUUUUGAUUUCAUAGAUUCCCUGCCAAAGAGCACAAAAUAUAUAAAAGUCAUUCUUCUGUUCUAAAAUAAGAUUAGAUAGGGAACUGUGGGUUUCUUUUGGUUUUGUUCCUUUUGGGUUUUGUGUGGUGGUUUAUUGUUUUGGUUUUUUUAAAUAACUUCCAUUUAGGUGACAGUCUUGAGUCUGUCUCUUUUUCUUUCUUUUUUUUUUUUUCUGGAGGUUAGUUAAAGUACAUUUUUAAUAGCCCACUUAAAGCUAGACUACCUAAACUUUCCCCCAGCGUUAAUCUGGCUGCGUCUUAAUGUUGUGUCUGCUCCAUCUGACUGAUUUGUUCCAGAACAGCAUUUCAUAUUCUAUAUAAAAUAUUAGUCGGCAGGAUCAAAAAAUUGCUCUGGAAAGGUACUCUAAGAAGGCUGGAUAAUAUUGUCGGGCAGUUUAAAAUCCAGUAAUUGUGUGCUUCAGAGUAACUUCUGUACAAAUUUACAGAAUUUGUAACCUCUGGCUUUUGCAAAAUUAUGCUAACUAUAAAAUCUCUGAAUUCUGUUUUUAAGGCUUCAGACUUUGAAAGUAUUAUCCAUGCACUGCUGUUUGUUCAGAGUGCUAUGAGCCAAGUUCAAGAAGAUCCUUUAUCUUGAAAUCUGAGUUCAUGUGAUGUAUUCUAAUGCUUUUGUGCCACGUUUCCUUCUAGUUGCAUGUUUUGUGCCAUUUUUCAUUCUAGUUGACAGUGGGUCUUACUGUAGCUGCUGAUACUAAGAAUUAACCUUACUUUUUAGGUGAAGACGAGCACAGUUUUGGGCGUCUUAAUUUCUCAGAAAUGAAUUUAUGCAAACAAAUGGCCUCUUGAGAGUUUCUUUAAUCCCUUUUUUUCCCCUUUUCACAUGUGAACCACCAGCUUUGGCAGUGGAGGGUUGCUUGCUUGGUUUUGCAUACAACAGCAAUGUAAUAUGUGCUCUCUGCGUGUAUGUUUAAAUAAAACCUUUUUCAAAAGUGUCAAAAAAUAGCCCUGUGGGCUAUCAAUGGAAGGAUAAUUUACUUUGCAAUUCAUUCUUGACAAAUAGCUUUCUAUCUGAUCUACAGACUAUUCUGUUUAAAAUAGUAACUUAGACCUGAACUGCAUGUAAAAAAGAAAAAGCCCAAAAAAUAAAAACCCAAAACACCUGCUAGAACGAUGUACUAAAAAUGUAAAAAAACCUGAAAAUUUAAUGCUGAGUAAGAAUGUAUUUUGUUACACAAAGAAAAUCUUGGCUAGGAAUGACUGAAUAGCUCAACGCUGUUGGUUUGAUUUUGGUUUUUUUUUUCUUUUUAAACAGUGUAGAAAAAUGUUUAUUUUCCAUUGCGUUGAUAGUGAGAACUUCAUAGAAAUGCCCUGGUUUUGUAGCUGUUUGGUAGGAAUGCUAUGUAAAUCUAUAUGAUACUGGAUGCUUGUUAGUGAAUACUAUUGUAUUACUGUUGUUGCUGAUACUAAUGAACUUUUAUAAAGUGAGUUACUUUGUACAUAAUCAUAUUGACCUUAGGACUUCUAACUUGAGGGCUUAGGGUGGGCAGAAAUCACACAUGCCUGCGGGGAAUAUACUAAUAAAGAAAAAAAAAACAACGUAGGAAAUCAAACUAAAAAUAGUGCUGUUUUUAAGAAAGGGGUAAAGACAAGACAGUGAGACUGUAAACCUUUCUAUCAGUUUUGUUUCUUUUUUACCCUAUUGAUUCAAAUUCAGUUAAGUGACAAAAGUUUGGUGUUGUCAGUCACUAAAUUCCUGUGUGUUCUGGUAAAGAGGAGAACCCUGAAUAGUGCCAUCACUAAGGAAAAGGCUCAAGUAUGAGCGAAACAGCUAAUUGUGGGGUUUUUUUGUUGUUUUUUUUUUUUCAGUCUAUCCAGCAUGAGUGUGGCUUUAAAUGAGACCUGGAAGGCUGGUAGGUGAGGCAAUAGUAGUCACCUGAGUGCUGGGAUGGGGGAAAGCUGGGUUUGUGGGCAGUGCUGGUGGUGAGAGGGCUGAAGGGGAACACGGGACCCCAGGCUGCCGCUGCACUGUGGGGCAGGCGGGCUCCUCCACUCUACGUUCAUUACUGGUAAGCAGGGUGGAACUGAAGCAAGUUCCCAUGAAUUUUGCCCAGUCUGCUAUCAGUUCUCUGAUAGAUUAUCAUUGUUCUUUUUUUUUUUUUUUCCUUAACUGUGAUUUGCUUUAAACAAUAAUUGAACUUUAAGUUAAUAAUCUAGUUCUUGUUUGUAUCGGAAAUGAAAGAUGCGUUUCCUCUUCCCUCCGCAAAAUGCCAGUGCUGGCACGGACUGUAAGCUGUAUAUUCUGACUUUGGCGUUUUCUUCAUUAGCAGUAGAAAUUUGGUAAGGAGUACCAUUUCUUACUCUUUGCUCUGUUGCUCUCGAGGGCAAGAAUACUGACUUACUAACUUCAAGUGAAACCUAGUUUUGGUACUUACUGACCUUUUAAAAAUAUUUCCUUCCAAGGGUCUUAGGUAAUUCAGCUUCCUCAGCUAAGAAGAGCCAAGGGGGUGUGGGACACACAGGAAGGGCAGAAACUUGCCUUCCCACCCCCAAAAGUAUUUGUGGGUAAAUCCUGGCUUUUGUAUUCUCUUCUUUGUGUGCCUAUGUAGUAGAAUAUGAGGACAUAUUUCAAAAGAUGGAGGGAAUGUAGAAGCAGAACUCUAUAAUAAUAAAAAAAUAAUAUUAGAAAUAAUUGUUAAGCUGUUCCCAUUGUCUAAACAUAGCUUUACCCUGGAGUUAAAAUAACUGUGUGGGUGACAGUCGCAUAUUCAAUCGUUUUACUUUGACAGUAUGUGCUGGAGGUGAGGUGAAGCUGAAAAUCUUUAUUCUUCUCCUUCCCUGAACAAUAUUUAGACUUAACCGUAUCCACUUCUCAAAAUGUGCUGUUAAUGGAAAGGUGGUAUGCCCUGCAUUCAGUCAGAGUAACGGUCUCUUGAGAGCGUUUGAGAUCCGUUUGCUGGUAAAACUUGCUUAUGAAGGUAGGAAUUUUGUAUCUGUAUUAGCUUUUAAUCACAGUCAAAGACUAUUAAUUUGGAAUAAACAAGCAACAUCCCACCCCCACAAUCUAAAUAAAUAUUGUAGAUGGUUGUGUCCUAAAACACUUACAUUGUGCAGAAUCAAGAUAAUGAUAAUGCACGAUGUAUUAAUAUUUCAGUUAGGAAAAGGGAGUGUAUUGCCUAGUGAAAACACUUAAACCGAUAAAAUGUUCUGAGACUUUGGCAACAGAAAUCUUACUGUAAGGAUCUGAACAUUGCACAAUAUUCUGUUUCUUGGCUUUUGCAGAUGUUUUCAUAGUUUUAAAGAGGUGGUGGUGGGGAAGAUGAUCUUGCAGUCAAAUCUGAUAAAGAAAUGUAUCCAGUAAGCAGAAUUUUAGGUCUUGAUCUGAAAACUGUCUAAGGACCUGAUGGUACUUCAAAAUGGGAUAAUGAAACUAGAUCAAAAGAAUCUUUAAAAUUGCCUGUUGAAAUUUAUCUUUAAAAAUAUUUCAAACAGUCUUAAGUCUUAUCUUCUCUGAGACUCCUUCUGAUUGGAAAACAGAUAUGACACAAAGAUCAAUAUUUGCAUCACUAGGAUCCAUUUUGUAAAUGGACGUCUGUUGCAUGGUUUGUUCCGGCAAGUACAGAACAGGGUGGUUAGCCAAAGCUGAUACUCGUAGUAUCAGCUAACAUGGCUAACUUGGUAGUUAGCCAAAAACGAGCAGUAUUUACCUUAAAAAAGAGUACUUCUAUUCCUUCCAGUGAAGCCGAAAGCUUCCAUUAUAGUAACGCAAGCUUUUGUAAAGAAUCACCUUCCAUGAAGUUUGCCAGCAGGGCAAAUACUUCUUUGAAUGUUUUGGGUGGUCUAAAAUUGCCUCCUCCCUGCAGGACGAGCAGUAUAUGUUGUGGACUGUUAAUGUACAUCACGCUGCUUGACCAGUGUUAACCAAGGGAUGAAAGAACGUGUUCUUUUGGAUGGAUGAAAAUUACUUUAAUUACGUUAGUAAAAUGCUUAAUGCCUUGUCCUAAAGGGUGUCUUAGUGUUUGUGGCAGAGAAAUUCUGAGGAGUGAUUGCAGUUUGGUGGUAAGUGAACAGGUCGCUCCUUUCAGCUCAGUAGCACUUGCUCACAGUGGUAGAAGAGGAAUAUAGAAGCAGUAUUUAAAAUACCUAUGAAUUGACAAGUAUGUUUUCCUACAUGUAGUGAGAGAGUGAAAGUUUGAUAAAUAUGGGGAGUUUGAUAAAGAUCUGGGAGAACUAGAUUGUUUUAUGCAGUGCGCUUUAAAUUCUUUACAUUUUACUCUCCUUGAUAGGUUUUAUAUUACCACUGUGAUAGGGAGUAAAAAACCAAAAAGACUGUGUUUUUGAGUAGAACUUCCAAUAAGCCAUGUAGCUGUUUUCCUGGAGGAAAAGGAUCCAUAGAAACUUAAAGCAUUGUGAAGAAGCAAGUUCGGUGUGUGAGCUUUAAGCAGGAAUAACCUGCGUGUUGUUGCAUAAUCCUCUUAGGUGAUGCGAGCUGCAUCUGUGGUCCAACAGCUGAGCAUCUGCCAGAAAGUGUAGUUUGUGACUGCAAUCUGGUAUUCACAAAUUUUGGUAACGAGCAAAUACACGAUUUCAGUUGUGUAGGCUUUUCAUAAAUAUUUCCCAUUUUCAGUGCAGUUUUUCUGAGGUGCUAAAAACUUCUCUAAAAGGUAUUUUUGACAAACGUUUCUAAAGAAAUUUGCGAUGAUGGCAAUUUCAGUUAAAGAAAAAAAUCCAAACUACAGACUUGCUGUCCAGCUCAGCCCAAGGCUGAUAGCAGUUGUUGUAAAGUUGACUGUGGAAAAUUAAAUAGGGAAACCAAUGGAAAGAGUUCCUCAUAUAGUGGCUAUGGUGCCCUUGCUGGUAUUUAAGAUGUAGAAAAUAAAGCAUAAUAUUUAAUGUCAAGUAACGAUGUCAGAACUUUUGCAGCUAAGUAGCUAUUCCAUCUGCAAUGUAUUAAAGGAUUUUCUUAGAUACAACCAAAAUUAGUUUUUCCUUUGUGGCUGAUGAGUUUAUAGGAAUAUUUAGGUGUCAAUUAUGAAGAAUGAACUCUUAGCAACACAAUCAUUAAGCAACAACGCUUGGAGUGAUCAGUGUCUCAAGCUGCUGGUUUCACGGAUACCUCCUUAGGGUUGUCACUUCACUCGGUUGCCUUGUCUUCAAGGAGUCUGGUGGGGUUGUCCCACCAGUUCUCAACCGUAAUGUGGUGACACUGACCACAGUCAUGUUCUAGACAGCUUUGCAGCUGUGUAAAUUGGAAGAGGAACUCUAAUCUAGAGUCAGCCAGCUUACAGUCCCUGCAAAGAAAAAAAGAUGUAAUAGCUUAGAAGUUGAAAACUAGCCUUUGAUUGGGGUUUGUGUAAAGUUGUCAUUUUAUGUAGAACCAUUGCAGUUAAUCUAAUCUGGAGAAAUUACUGCUUCCUCUCCAGAUCUUUAUAUUUUUGUAGAAAGAACAAUUGGCUUCAAAAGUGACUGGCCAGGUACCGAUGAUAAUACUUGUCUUAAGGUACGUUUUACAGUAAUUGCUUCAAAGAUAGUUUGGGGUUUUUUUCUCUUUGAAAUCUGUCUGGGUAAGUUUUAUAGUAUGCUCAUCUCAGCUGUUACGACCAGUGUUUCUCAGAAAUAAUUCUGAAUGGGGUAGGUAAUGCGUCUUUAUCAGCAGUAACACUCAAAUUGUAUAGAAAAAUUGUACAAGAAGAUUUUGAAAGAUCCUUGAUAGAAGAAGAGAAGAAAAGAGAAAAAAAAAAAAACCAAAACCAACGUAGAUAGAACUUAGUCAUCACUAAAACUCAGUAGGACUACCUGUCAGCCAUUUAGUUUCUGUAUCUGUUAGCACACAGUGAUAGAAACAGGCUUUUAAGAAAUGCAUUCUGAUGACAUUGUGCAAUGAACUAUUCAAGUAAAAAAAAAAAAAAAGAAAAAUUACCCACAUUUAGCUAACUGGCCUGUUGCAUAUUGCUUCAAGGUGUGAACCUGAAAAUGUUUUCAUGGUGUAGAUUACAUGUCAAAAAGUGGGAGAUGGGACAUAUGAUAACAUUGCCACCUGUUUGGCCAUCUUACCACAUGCCUGUUGCAGCUUAUCCAAGUCAUUAUUUGUAUUAGGAAAAUAUUGUUGUGUCUUCUGUUGUUUAACUGCUGUGGAGGAAAAACCCUGUGCAUGAUGUGACCAAUACUUCAUGAAUUAUGGGCGGGCGCUCUGCAAGCCAUAAUAAUGAACUAUCCUUUAAAGUCAUCAGGGAAUUAAUUUUGGUUUUUUUGCCAUUUUGCAGCUCCUGAAGGAGUUGCACAGCUGGCAGAGCAUAUUGCCUGUCACCAUGCCAGAUGUGGCGUUUGAAAGCCUGCCAGAUUGCUGUGUGCUGCUGCGCGAGCUACAGCUCAGCAGCGUGUGACAGUAGGAAGACAGUAAGCGUUUUAUUUUUUGUCCUUUGUAAGAUCACAUGAGUUAAUACUGCAUUUAUAAUGAGCCCAACCUGUUUUCUGAACCUACCAGGUGCUUGUGUUGCAUUACCUGGGUAGGUUAGCCCCCUUGCUGCCGGAAUCUAUAGAGGAAUACAUCUCUUGAUGUAGUCUGGUAAAAUUUCUAUUAGUAUCAGGGUUCGGAGUCACUCUGUAUAGCCUGCUUUUCAUGUUUUAUGUAAUUUUAUUAUGCUUUGGUAUUUCUUUCAUAAUCUCUCUGAUUUUACUAAUGCACAAUAUUGCAAAUGCAGUGUAAAACUAGUCAACUGACUUUAAAUCAUUUGUGUAUCUCUAAACCUCUUAUGCUGAUUAAAAGUGUUAAGGCUAUUAGUAUUUUUUAUGUAACUGGGUCUAAAUUUAGUUUCUGUUGCAGUCAAAAACCACUCUGGUGUUGCAAACCAUGCUCCUAGUCUGCUUCCUCUCGGAGAUGAUGGCAACAGUUCUUCAGCACAGCUUUUGCGUUUCUGUGUAUUGAUGACUUGAAUAGUCAACAUCGUGUUUAUCAUAGAAAUUCACUAGCGACUUUUCUGUUCUGAUUUCUCUUCCAGAAGUGUCAAAAUACUACUUUUGUUAUUGUGUGAAAUAGGGUUUUAAUUAACUUUUGGGCAUUGUUUUCAUUAAUUCUUGACUUUUAAAAGUGUGAUUUGAGUAUCCCGUAGACUGCUGCUCUGUUGAUUGUUAGGGAGGGGACUGUUGGUAUUUUGCCUUAUGUUAAAUUGUCUCUGGAGAGGCAAAAACAAAAAAAGUAAACUGGAAAAAGUAGAAAUCAUGUACGUAGUCCAUACCUUCCAAACUGAAUAGCUAUAAAAUACCUGCACGACAGCCUCCUCCUGCAAAACUGCACCUGUUUGUCUGUUCUUGUUCAUUCCAUGUAGCCUGUUCUUAUGUUUUAAAAACUUAAUUAUUAUAAAGAAGUCAUAAAGUUAUGCCAUUCAUGCCAUCA
Molecule: messenger RNA, 10603 nt
Organism: Chroicocephalus ridibundus (black-headed gull)
Lineage: Eukaryota; Metazoa; Chordata; Aves; Charadriiformes; Laridae
Gene: CPSF2
Product: cleavage and polyadenylation specific factor 2
Exons: 14
Coding region: 514-2925 (803 amino acids)
Biological process (GO): mRNA 3'-end processing by stem-loop binding and cleavage
Cellular component (GO): mRNA cleavage and polyadenylation specificity factor complex
Molecular function (GO): RNA binding
Source: RefSeq, a predicted model, not a curated record